This is a messenger RNA of Erigeron canadensis, 1906 nucleotides long. Its product is annotated as DEAD-box ATP-dependent RNA helicase 57. Bases 129 to 1721 code for a protein of 530 amino acids. The record is from RefSeq and is a predicted model, not a curated record. Lineage: Eukaryota; Viridiplantae; Streptophyta; Magnoliopsida; Asterales; Asteraceae. The transcript is spliced from 12 exons. Gene Ontology annotation, biological process: maturation of SSU-rRNA. Gene Ontology annotation, molecular function: ATP binding; nucleic acid binding; RNA helicase activity.
CCCUAAAAUUAGAAGCCGUUUAAUAAAUAAAUAAAAAAGGUUUUAUUAAUUCAUUUUCUUGCUGUGAAAUUAACAAAACUAAAUAAUAUUACAAAUUAAUAAUAAAUUACGAAUUAAUUAUAAUUAAUAUGGAUAAAGAUCCAUAUUCUUUUCUUUUCUCAGGAAUCACUUUCAAUAAGAAAAAAUUCCCCCAUGAUUUUGCCCGCUUCAAGGCUAAAAAGGAAAGUAAUGACUCAGAAAAGACGAUGCUUGAGAACAAAACGCCCGAGGUAGAGGCAGUAGUUGAGCCUGUGAAAAAGAGGAAGAGGAAGUCAGCUGCUUCAGAUUCUGUAGAAGGAUUUAAUGUUUUCAAGAGCUCAAAGAAGAAGAAGAAGAAGGCGGUAGUUGAAGAGAAUGAAGAUGCUGAAACUGUAUCUGAAGGGAAGAAGAAAUUAUAUCGACAAAUGGAGAGGGAUGCGAUUUUUCGUAAGCAGCAUAAUAUUCAUACAUUUGGAAGUAAUAUUCCAUCACCUCUUCAAGAUUUUUCAGAGUUGAGAUCAAGGUAUGGAUGCAAACCAUAUAUAUUACGGAAUUUGGCAGAACUUGGAAUCAAAGAGCCCACACCAAUUCAAAUGCAGGCUAUUCCAAUACUCUUAUCUGGAAGGGAAUGCUUUGCUUGUGCUCCAACUGGCUCUGGAAAAACGUUGGCUUUCGUUUGUCCAAUGCUUAUGAAACUAAAGCGUGCGUCAAAGGAUGGAGUUCGUGCUGUUAUCCUUUGCCCUACACGAGAGCUAGCCUCUCAGACAUACAGAGAAUGUAAGAAAUUGUCAAAAGGAAAGAAAUUUUACAUCAAGAUGAUGACGAAGCAGCUUUCAAAAAGUGGCGAGUUCUCGAAACUGACGUGUGAUGUACUUAUAUCUACACCACUCCGUUUAAAGUUUGCCAUUACCAAAAGGAAGCUUGAUCUAAGCAGGGUUGAGUACCUUGUUUUGGAUGAAUCUGAUAAGCUUUUCGAGCUUGGUUUACUAGGACAAGUUGAUGCAGUUGUCAAAGCAUGCUCAAACCCUUCAAUUAUCCGGUCAUUGUUUAGUGCUACUCUACCUGAUACAGUCGAAGAACUUGCACGUACAAUAAUGCAUGAUGCUGUUCGCGUAAUUAUUGGCAGGAAGAAUUCUGCCUCAGAAUCGAUCAAACAAAAGUUGGUAUUCGUUGGUAGCGAGGAAGGAAAGCUUCUGGCUCUUCGUCAAACCUUCGAAGAGAGUUUGAAUCCACCAGUGCUGGUUUUUGUUCAAAAUAAAGAACGGGCAAAGGAUCUUUACAAUGAAUUGAAAUUUGACGAUAUUAGAGUUGAUGUAAUACAUUCUGAUCUUCUUCAAGUAGAGCGAGAGAGUGCCAUUGAUAACUUCAGAGCUGGUAAAACAUGGGUUUUAAUUGCUACUGAUGUAAUUUCCCGUGGAAUGGAUUUCAAAGGGGUCAAUUGUGUGAUCAACUAUGACUUUCCUGAUUCAUCUUCUGCAUACAUUCACAGGAUUGGUCGGUCUGGAAGAGCAGGUAGGAGCGGUGAGGCAGUUACUUUCUACACAGAAGCCGAUGUUAGAUAUCUGAAAAACAUUGCCAAUGUGAUGAAAGCUUCUGGCUGUGAAGUCCCAGAAUGGAUAUUGUCAUUGCCCAAACUCAAGUGGAGGAAACACAGGCCAAAAAGAGAGUCUGUGUCAACAAAACCACAAGAUGGAAAAGAAUAAGCGUACAAAUUUAACUGAAGUCCAAUCUGUUAUUAUUCGGAAUCUGCUCAACAUAGUUUUGAAACUCCAGUUUCGUGACCUUUGGUUUUGUGAAUUAUGGAAUAUCUGUUGUAAACUUGUAACCUAAUUUUGCCCGUAUUUGGUAUCUAAAUGCAUUCAAUGGUACUUUCUAUUCUUCGAUUCAA